Nymphaea colorata (pocket water lily) is the source of this 922-nucleotide messenger RNA. RefSeq lists its product as uncharacterized. The coding region runs from base 16 to 666 and encodes 216 amino acids. The transcript has a single exon. The record is from RefSeq and is a predicted model, not a curated record. Lineage: Eukaryota; Viridiplantae; Streptophyta; Magnoliopsida; Nymphaeales; Nymphaeaceae.
CCAUGACGGAGAUUAAUGGAGGAGCAUCCGGUAGCCAAAGUCAUCAGAUAUGAACGCCACAAGGGACGCGGCACGCCUGCAGCGUACCGUGGAAGUGCAGCUCGGCCGAGCGGAGCCGAGUUUCUCAAAGUCAAGUCGUCGCGUACACGCAAUUUGAAUAACGAAUGGCCCUCUUCUGCCCUUAUAAGUACCCGCUCAUGGGCGGCCGGGAUUUCGGAACGGGAGUCCUCUCCGGCGAUGGCAAUCGGUCUUCAGGCGGCAACCACGGAGGAGAUGGACGUGUUGCUCGACGAAAACUUCAUGUGCUUGGCUUCGGAACCUUCUCUGGUUCGCCGCACGACUCAGACUCGGGCGACGACGAAGGGCACGGCUUCGCGGAACCGAUCGUCUCCGAUCAGGAUUCCGACGAGGAACAUGGGGAGUACCCGGGCGGUGGAAUUUAGGUACGGGGGUGAGAAUGGUGGUGGAGAAUUGGACGAUGAGGAGGAGGAGGGGGAGGGCAUGGUGCCCCCACACGUUAUUGUCGACAGGAGGAUGAACGGCCGGAAGACGGCGUUCUCGGUGUGCACGGGCAACGGCCGGACGCUGAAGGGGAGGGAUCUGAGGAGGGUGAGGAACCUGGUGUUGACGCAGACGGGCUUCCUCGAGGGACGCUUGGUCUUCUGAAAUUUUGUCUUCUAUUUCUUCUUUUUUCCUUUUCCUUCUUUCUCGGAGGGGUUUCCCUGAUUUUGUUUGCAAAGGUAUUUUUGUUCGUUGAGUCGACGGCAGAGUGUAAAAAUAAAUGAUUCCAGUAAGGUAUCAAAAGACCGAGUUCUAGUUUUCGGUUGUUCAGAAAUUUCCUCAGUCUCUUAGCCGGGAAAAAUUUCCGGCAUACUCAAGUUGUGUCGCCAAUAAAUGAAGAAUAUUGAUGCUUAUGGACGGA